Messenger RNA from Engraulis encrasicolus (European anchovy), 7922 nucleotides. It is a transcript of the gene inppl1b, whose product is annotated as inositol polyphosphate phosphatase-like 1b. The transcript has 27 exons. Lineage: Eukaryota; Metazoa; Chordata; Actinopteri; Clupeiformes; Engraulidae. Gene Ontology annotation, molecular function: protein binding; inositol-polyphosphate 5-phosphatase activity. The coding region runs from base 2820 to 6920 and encodes 1366 amino acids. Gene Ontology annotation, biological process: phosphatidylinositol dephosphorylation; regulation of immune response; negative regulation of insulin-like growth factor receptor signaling pathway. Gene Ontology annotation, cellular component: cytosol. The record is from RefSeq and is a predicted model, not a curated record.
AGAGAGAGAGAGAGAGAGAGAGAGAGAGAGAGAAAGAGAGAGAACAGAAAGAGCCAAGCAAGCACAAGAGAAAAACAUUGGCAAGUACGUGUGAGAGAGGAGAGGAAAGACAGAAAGCAAGAGAGAGAGAGAGGGAGGGAGAGUAAGACAGAAGGAAUGUUCAUCUGUGCUUGCAGUUGUUUUGUUUUGUGUGUGCUGCUCAUGAGCAAGUCGGGUGUGUGUAUGUGUGUGUGUAUAUGUGUGUUUGUGUCUGAGAGACAGAAUCUGCAGUGUUUGUGUGCCCUGUCCUGUCCAGCUAAAAACCAGACUACUGGCUACACAGUCGGGAAGAGAACUGGAGCAGACUGGAGUUUUCCUGACAACACACUGAUGAAGCCGUGAAGUCACACAGAGGAAUUUUUUCGUCUGCCGGCACCCCUCCCACCCACUCGCAUUGCUUUCGUCUUUCCUCCCUCCCGCUCUCUCUCUCUCUCUUUUUCUUUCUUCCCCUUCCCUGUCUCUCCUUUCCCUCUCAGUCUCUCUAUCUGCACUCAACACUCCACUAUCAACUUUCCCACUCUUUCCUUCACUCUAGACUUAACACGCAAUUGAUCCUUUCCCACCUUUCUCAACUCUGUCUCGGUAUCUCUGUUUUCUGGGACUGCUGCUGUCUGCAACAUCUGGGGCUGCAAGUCACUUCCUCUGUUUUUGCAUGUUGUUGAUUUUCUUUUUUUUUUGGAGAGGCAAACGGUCAGCAGUGGCCGUGGCCAUGGGAUGCCUCACCAUGACGACACUCUGACAACAGGAAGUACAUCAUCAUCACACUGAGGUUGGAGGAGGUGGUGCUGGUGGUGGUGGCGGUGGUGGUGCUGGUGGGGAGCGUUGUGACUUGACUGGAGGACAGUGGAGCGGCAAGAACUGAGGAAGGAGUGGGUUGGACUGGAGUGCCGGUGUCGUGGAGUGGACUGUCUGUUACCUGCGCUGCACGCCGAACACCUGGAAUGGAGCGGAGAGGACUGGAGUAAUAGUGGCCUGACUUGGAUUGAAGUAUAGCGGAGAGGAGUGGAGUAUAUUGGAGAGAACAGGACCGGACCACAGUGGACUGGAGAUUAGAGUGGACUGAAGUGCAGUGGGCUGUCCGCGUCCAGCGUUGAAAGCUGACAACCUCCCCACAGCCACGCUGCCAUCAUCGCCACAGGAGGGGGUGGGGGCACCCGGUCAUUCUUGGAAGAGCAUCUUUGAACUACAGGAAUCAGCUGGACCCGUGGCAGAGGAGUCGAGUGCAGUGUUUGUGUGUGUGUGUGCGUGUGUGUGUGUGUGUGUGCGUGUGUGUGUGUGUGUGUAUGCGUGCAUGUGUAGGGGGGGAGAGGCGGGUUUUCCCUUUUUUUGUGCCGAAGGCCAAGCGACUGGAAAAACGUUUGAAUUCUGUGGUUUUUGUUCCCUGCUCCACCACUACCACCACCACCCUGCUCCGCUCUACUCCACUCCUCUCUGCUCCUGCUCUGAGCCACUGGAGUCCACAACCGGAGCCACUAGAAGUCUGGAACUGGAGACGCUGGAGUCCAUAACCAAACCACUGGAGUGUAAAGAACCAGUAUUUGCUGGACUCUAGAAAACAGAAACACUGGAGUGUACAACCAGAACUCCUUGAUUCUGGAAUCAGAACCAUUGGAGUAAAACCGGAACUGCUGGAGUCUAGAAUCAGAAUAAUUGGAGUGUAGAACCAGAGAACCAGAGAACUGGAGCCCCUUUGGAAUGUAGAACCCAAACUGUGAGAGUCUAGAAUGGAGCCCUUGGAGUGUAGAAUGACAGCGACUGGAGUCUGGAAUCGGAGCUGCUGAAGUCCAGAAACUGAGCUGUUGUUGCUGCUGCUUCUGCUGUCGGCUGUGGUGUCUCUCAGUUCCUCUUCUCCUCUUUACCACUUUGCAUUUUCCUCGGGGGGUGUCAGGGGAGCGACAAUAACUGCUUUUGUACGUCUGCCUGUGUGUGUGUGUGUGUGUGUGUGUGUGUGUCUGUGUGUGCGCACACAUGUGUAUCUAUCUAUCUGUGUGUCUGUGUGUAUGCAUGAGUGUGUGUGUGUGUAAUGUGUGAGGGUUGAGGCCCUCUAUUUCACCGGGGAGUGUUACGUUGUCACUUUUGGCCUCCCCUCAAAAUGAACUGCUGCCGGGGACAGCAACGGAGGGUCACAUCCGCUGGCCUCUGCGUGUGUCCGGGAUCCCACAGGAGCUGAGAAGGGGGGGCGCCGGCGCCGGCUCAUCUCCCCUAUCCAGACCUCUCUGUCUCUGGGUCAGACGGCCGAGCACAAGCCCCUUAUACUCCUAUCCCCACCGCUGGAUCUUUUGCAGCCCUGUUGUCCAUGCAAAUAAAUGCACAGCGCUGCAUACUUUGUACUGUGCGUGGGGAGAGAGAGAAAGAGAGCAAGAGUAAGAGAGAGACACACACAGAGCAAGACUGUAUACUACUUACAGGAUCCAAGACUUGCAAGCCAAAGUUUCAUUGACUUUUCAGUGGCUCAUAGCUGUGUUUGUCUGUUUUUGUUGAAGUUGCGGUGAGGACCAGCAGCUCGAUCAUCUACUAACAACCUUCCACUCACACACACACACACACACACACGUAGGUCACAGGUGUGCCUGUGUGCAUGUGGUGGACAGCUAGACCAUGAGACAGCAAGGGCCACGAGCGACACACAAACACACGCACACACACAUGCUCGUUCUGGCACACUUCAGUUGGACUGUACUGCUGGACUGUGAGAGGUCAGCCCAGCCCAUCCAGAGGGACAACGCAACAACAAGCCUCAGUGUGUAGUGGUACACGUGCAGCGCAGGUGAGGAGUUGCUAUGGCGACAGCGGCGUGGUACCACCGGGACAUCAGCCGGGUGCUGGCGGAGGACUUGCUGGCCCGGGCGGGGCGGGACGGGAGCUUUCUGGUGCGGGACAGCGAGUCCGUGCCGGGAGCCUACGCCCUGUGCCUACUGUUCCAGAGACAUGUCCACACCUACCGCAUCCUCCCCGACUCAGAUGGCCUACUGGCAGUGCAGACGACGCAGGGGGUCCAGGUGAACUGCUUCCGUACCCUGAGUGACCUGGUGUUGGGGUACCAGCACCCCCAUAAGGGCCUGGUGACGCCCCUCCUCUACCCCGUGGGACCCGACCUGGAGCAGGGGGAGGAGAGCUCAGACGGUGAAGAUGAGAGGCCAGUGGCAGCGUGCUGGAGCCCCAGAGGCACAUCUCCUCCUCCUGCUGCUCCUCCCCCUCCUGCUCCUGCUCCUGCUCCUGCUCCUGCUCCUGUGGUGGCCUCCUCCGCGCCGCCCUCCGCUGCUCCUCCUCCAGUACCACCUCCUCCCCCGGCCGCUCCCACCCCACAGCAGCUGCUCAUCCACAGGCUGCAGGACCUCACCACACCCAGUGUGGCGUCGGAGGUGGUAUCGCUGCUGGGGGAGUAUCUGCAUGGGGAUCUGGGCCAGGACUUGGAGAGCCUGAAGAGGGGAGGCAGCAGCCUACAGCACCUCCAGAGGACACUCAACACCGUCUGCCACGGCCUCAGCAGUGAGAUUGAUCACACCUUGUCCAGUCUGGAGACUUUGGCCAAAGUGUUUGACCAUCCCAGCUGCCCUCUGUCCUGCCCUCGACCCCCGAAUGCUGGGAAGACGCCGGAUAUGAAUUUAGAGAAUCUGCUCUUCCGGAUCUCUGCUCUUUGCAACCUGCUCUCUACUCUGGAGAAGAGGGUGCUGAAGGCUCUGCAAGAUGCGGUGGUCAACCACAAUCUAGCAGUGCAGCCUGCCCCUGCUCUGGCCCCUGCUCCCACACCUGCCCCAACCCCUACCCUUACCCCUACUCCUGCCCCCACUCACGCAACUGCCCCUGCCCCUGCCCCUGUUCAUACAACUGCUCCAACACCUGUCUCUGCACCUGAGGCUACUCCACCCCCUAUGAAGAACCACACCCCUCCCACACCAGUGCACGGAUUUCAGGUGAAGCUGGUGCGGUAUGGCAGGAUGGUGGUGUCUGUGGAUCUGGAUACAGGAGUGCUGCUCUUCGACAGGAGGUCAGCUUCCAUUGGAGUGGAGACAGUCACCCAGGACAGAAUUUUGCAGAUAAUCAAGUUCCAGAGCAGUCCAGCGAAGCUGAGGAUGGUGGUGGACAGUCACCACAACACACCACGGGAACUACUGUUUGAGAGCACGAAGAAGCGAGAAGCCUUCUGUCAGCUGCUUCAGCUGAUGAAGACACGGCACUCCAAGCAGACUGAGCCUGACGUUAUCUCUGUGUUCGUGGGCACCUGGAACAUGGGAGGUUCUCCUCCUCCGCGCGGUCUUCAGUCGUGGGUGUCGUGCUGUGGUCUGGGCCGCACCCCUGACGAGUCGGUGGCCCUGCUGCCCCAUGACGUGUACGCGGUGGGGACCCAGGAGAACCCCCAGGGGGAGAGGGAGUGGGCCGAGCACGUCAGGGCCUCCCUCAGGGCCGCCACCAGCAUCGAAUACAGACAGGUGGCAGUGCAGUCCCUGUGGAACAUCCGCUUGGCUGUGUUUGUGAGACCGGAACACGAGAGCCGCAUCAGCCAAGUGAACUCAGCCAGUGUGAAAACAGGCCUUGGGAACGCACUGGGAAGUAAAGGGGCGGUGGGAAUCUCUUUCCUCUUCAGUGGAACAUCCUUUGGCUUCGUCAACUGCCACCUGACCUCGGGCAGCGAGAAGACCCUCAGGAGGAACCAGAACUUCCUGGAUGUGCUGAGGCUCCUGUCGCUAGGAGACCGCCAACUCAGUGCCUUCGACAUCAGCCUGCGCUUCACUCACCUCUUCUGGUGCGGGGACCUCAACUACAGACUGGACCUAGAUGUGCAGGACAUCCUGAAGCAUGUGUCCAAGAGGGAGUUCGACGAGCUCAUGUGCGCUGACCAGCUGACGCGCGAACGCCACAGGAGGAAAGCCUUCUUCAACUUCAAGGAGGAGAAGAUCUCGUUUCCCCCCACCUAUCGCUAUGAGCGUGGCUCCAGAGACUGUUACCUGUGGCAGAAGUACAAGACCAGUGGGGUGCGCAUUAAUGUUCCGUCCUGGUGUGACAGAGUUCUGUGGAAGUCCUACCCCGACACUCACAUCGUGUGUAACUCAUAUGGCUGCACCGAUGACAUCUUCACCAGUGACCACUCUCCUGUAUUCGCUACAUUCCAAGUGGGCCUGACAUCACCGUUCGUCAGAGCAGAUGGUGGUGCCAGUCUGGAGAAGGCCUGGAUAGAGAUGGAGAGUGUGGAGGCCAUCGUGAAGACAUCCAGCAAGGCUAAGUUCUUCAUCGAGUUUCACUCGCUCUGUUUGGAAGAAGUCCGUCGCUCAAGUGAGAAUGACUCACAUGGCUGUGAUGUUCCUGGGUUCCUCAAACUGGGCUGGCUGUCAAAGCAGCUUCCCAAGCUUCAACCCAUCUCCUCAGAUAUGGAGUAUCUCCGGGACCAGCACCUGCUCCUGUCAAUCAAAUCGUGUGAUAGUUUUGAGUCAUAUGGUGAGUGCUGUGUUGCUCUGCGCUCCCUCAUCGGCACAGUGGCGGAGCCCUUCGAGACCUUCCUGACCCACAGGGGCGAGGAGCUGGGCUCCAUACGGGGCCGGGUCAGGGUCCAUGUCCCACUGGACCGGCGACAGGCCCGGGAGCGGAUCUACGAGUGGUUCUGUGUGGAGAAAGAUGAGAAGGUUCUUGCGAGGGGCCGUCUAUCCCCCCAACCAGCCCGUGGACCCCAGACUCGGGCCUCGGCACCUCCCAGGACGUCUCCUGCGGUGGCUCCCAACAGCUACACCAACCCGGCCUACUUCAUGUUUGAGGGAGUGCCUGUGUUCCGUCGAAAGGAUGAGGACGCCGCUAACGCUAACAUUGCUAACGUCCGUAGAGAUGGCCAGGCGGUCUGGUCCCGAGAGCCGGCAGGCAUGCCGCUCCCCAGAGUCACAGGGGGUCCCGGGGACCGGAAGACUCCUCCGCGACGCUCAGACUUCACCGAAAUCGAGAUUCCUGGUUGCCUUCCCCCGUACUUGUCGUCCGCUUGUGAUCGUCCGUCCUCCCAAUCCUCCUCCUCCUCAGCUCCGCAUCAAGGGACGUCUUCUUACCAGCUGUUUCCAGCCAAGCAGCCUCCCCCCUCCCCCCUGCCGAGCCCCAGCCCAAGCCCCAACAGCGGCGUGCUACAGUCCAAAGCAGACUACCACCUGCAGUCGCGGGUCAUAAAGGCCAGCGUGGCGGUUCCGGAAUCCUCCAUUCCUGUGAAGAACCUGCGGAACAUGUACAUGAAUCAUUCCGCCAUCGCCCGGGAAAUGCAGAGGCCCCAGAAAGAGCCAAUCAGAAAGGACCACCGUCCCAGAAUGCAUCAGGAGAGUAGGGUGCCCCCUGGCCUGUCGGGCGUGCCCCGCAACGGGCCCCCGCCACAGCUGUAUCCUUACGUCUCCACCAGGGUGCCCCGCCACUGUGAGGCCUCCUGGAUAGUGGAGCAGCCGUCACCAAAACAACUGUCACCACAGCAACCGCCAUCGCCACAACGACAACAAAAACAACAGGCCCCUCCCUCCUUCUCGUUGGGAGACCACUCUCUUACCGCCUUGCAGAUCGCCAAGUCUCUGAGCGAGGUGGACUUCCUGCCCGAGGUCAAGUGUCGGCCUGGACCCAGCCCCAACCACCGGCCACAGAAGCAGAUGAGGAGCCAAGGGUACAGCGCGGUGCAGUGUAGUCCCCACGAGGGCAACUACGGCUGGGAGAAAGAGGUUUCUGUCCUACACGGAGCCCCAGAGACCGUUCAAGACCUGCUAAGCACAUUGGGCCUGCAACGCUACACACUUGGGCUAAGUCUCAAUGGCUGGGAUGACUUGGACUAUUUCAGGGGAAUCACUGAGGAGGAUCUGCACGCUGCUGGUGUUUCCAACCCCGUCCAUCGCCGUAGGAUCCUGGAGAACCUACCCAAGAUCUGGGACUGAGCUGUGCUUUUAGCCUUGCCGGUGGAACAUGCCAUGCCAGCUCUGCAUGGAACUAACCAGCCAUGCUUGUGCUACAGACGCCAGCUAGCACAACUGGCUCUGGAACUACCCUCCUUAUUAUCCACAAGUUACAUGGUGCUGCAAUGCUAGCAUCGAAACUCUCAUCGGAUUUCCAGUUGUGCAGUAGAGUCCAUAGACUUCCGUGGCGACCAUUUACUGGAACUAGCACACAAGGAAUGACGUGAGAGUAUGGAGUUAUAUGAGUUGAGCAGGACUUAAUACGGUGGAUAGCCUUGCUUGUAUAACAGAUGGCACCUUGCACAGCUCGGAGUGUAACUAGCCAUGUCAGCAUACGGGAUGCACAGCUGGGCAUGAAACGAUAGGAAACCUUCAUAUGGCCUCCUUCCCUCAUACACCAAGAUGUGCCACUGUCUGAGCCUGGAUAUGUCCUGGAUUUUUAGCUCACGUGGCAGCAUGGCUGUGAAUUCGAGGUUUCAUUUGGAGAUUUCGCCUAGCAUGCACUGCCAAGAGGAAGUGGUAAGACAGAGAAACAACACGGUCUGAGUCGGGACGGCAUAAGACAACUCUAUUAAAGAGUUUGGUUGCCUUGGACAAUUUCUUUUGCAGCAAAACAGCGAGAGCGACAUGGUGCGCUAAAUGGGAGAACUACAAACAAUGACAUUGAGCUUUAUCCCUCUAUAGGUACACUACAAGUCCACAUGGACCACAAACAUUAUCAAUUUGUGUCCGUCUACACUCCAGGAUAGAAGUCCGUUCAAUUAUCUGUCGAGGAUCACUGCCUUGUGUCGUGCGUGGGAUUCCUGUAAUUUGUCACACCUGUGAGUGUUUGCUUGUGUCUCAUCAGUAUGACAUACUCCCAUGUCCUGUCUGUAUCCUGGCGCCUUCAGUCAACAACAUGGAGUCGCAGUGUCAAACGAGGCCAACCCCUGGUCACAUGUUCGGAGACUGUAAAACUGCCCCGAGUGGUCGUCUUGUGGCACA